CAAGUGCCCCAGCCUCCCCUCGGGAAAUGAUCAGUUUAAAAGAAAGAAAAACAGAUUAUGAGUCAACCGGAACAAAUGCUACUUACCAUGGGAAUAAAGGGGAGCAUACUUCUAGAAAAGACACCAUGACAGGUCAGAAUUCUGGAAUCUCUACUUUGUAUAGAAAUUCUUACGGUGCACCUGCUGAAGACAUCAAACACAACCAAGUUUCAACACAGCCGGUCCCACAGGAGCCCACAAGAAAGGAAUACGAACCAUAUCAGCCAUUUCAAAAUUCAUCAAGAAACUAUGAUGAGUCCUUCUUUGAAGAUCAAGUGCAUCAUCGCCCACCUGCCAGCGAGUACAAUAUGCACCUGGGGCUCAAGUCCACUGGCAACUACGUUGAUUUCUAUUCUGCUGCUCGGCCCUAUAGUGAACUCAAUUAUGAAACAAGCCACUAUCCAGCCUCUCCAGAUUCCUGGGUUUGAGUUUUGGGCAAGAAAAAAAGAAGAGGUCCAGGAACUGUGCAUGUGCAUGCAUAUCACAAGACAUUCUUUUCCUGCAAAUUUAGUUUGUUAAAGCCUGUUCCGUAGGAAGGCCCUAAUACUCAAUCUGGAACAAUUAAGGUAUCUUUAGAUGGCUAAAAGAAUGGGAAACUAAGCGCGGGAGUGUUAUUAGAAAGAGUGGGAUGUGUAUCUAUUUCUGUAUCUAUAGAAUCCUAUCUCUUAAAUAUAGAUAUAGAAAUAUACUGGGGGGAGGGCAGCUUUGCAGUUGACCUUUUAAUGUAGAGUUUAAAACAAAUAGUACUGUACACUGAAUGUGGCUGAAGGAAGUUAGGGAAGUUACAACGAAGUGAGUCCAGAGUUAAGCACAAGAAAAUGAACAGUUUACAAACCUUACGGGGGACAGCUUCUCACCCUUUGUUUCCUCUCUUCAUCCAUUGUGAAUUUAGGCUUCAAGUUGCAUUUGGGAAUUUCCUCUGUACAGCAAGAUGUUUCUUGCCUUUUGUUAAUGCAUUGUUGUAAAGUAUUUGAUGUACAUUACAGAUUUAAAAACCAGAGAGAGAGAGAGAGAGAGCAAAGUGCAUUGUGUAUAUUACAUCAAUGCCACAGUGUUUCUUCAUCUGUGGUUCUAAAUAUUGCUUCAAUUACACAACUUUGAAAUAUGUAUGAAUUUCCAGGGGUAGGGGAGGGGUUUUUUUUCUUUUCCUUUUCCUUUUUUUCCUUUUUCCCAGUAUGUUUUAACAGGAGAAAACAAAAACUGAUAUUUAGCAGUAUUGUUCGUUCUGAUAUGUGAAUUUGUUUGUGGCAACUAAAAAAA
Messenger RNA from Protobothrops mucrosquamatus (brown spotted pit viper), 1299 nucleotides. Its product is annotated as catenin delta-2. The record is from RefSeq and is a predicted model, not a curated record. Lineage: Eukaryota; Metazoa; Chordata; Lepidosauria; Squamata; Viperidae.